UUGUGUGUUCUAGAAGAAACGGACGGUUGUUUCUAAUAAUGCUCCCAGUGAAGUUUCGUUUAAUGUAAUCCGAUCGAAACGCGAGAAUCGUCUGCUGGCGUUCGUGCGUGCACUGUGCGUUUAAUAUGCGUUAACUGGUGCCAAUGUCGCUGUCCGACUGUCCGUUCGUGAUUCUUUUACAUUUUGUUUGUACAUUUCCCGUUGUACGUUCGAUGCGGGCGACGAUGUUUUCUUAUGGUGAUUUAUGAUCUUUGAAGGUUCUGAAGAUUUGUAAAGGUAUCUGCCUGUAUCCAAGAGUCGUGCAACAUGCCUUCUGUUUGUGGGGAUACAGUUGAUAUGUCUGCUGCUCAGUCAACUGUUGUAGAAGGUAUAUCUAGUACAGACAGUGUUGGUACACACAGUGAUAUUUCUGGCCAUACUACAGUUUCUGGAAGACCCAGAAUGGACGUGGCUUGUGUUUUGGACCUGCAACAAUCGGAACAUUUAGCUCAGAGGAAACGGGCUUUGGAAGAAGUCAGACAAGCAUGUAACUUAGUCAAUGCUAACAUGCAUCAUAUUCAGUUUGAAAAGCUGGAUUUUGGAGAGACAAAUGUAUUGGAUACAUUCUAUAACGCGGAUGUAGCUGUUGUAGAUUUGAGCGUACAAUUGCAACAGUCUGCUCUGUUCUAUCACCUCGGUGUUAGGGAAAGUUUCGGUAUGAAAGAGAAUAUUCUGUUACACAAUGAUGUGGACACGGAAACAACGAUCAGAAUCAAGUUAUCAUGCGGCAACUAUACAUUUGUCUCGUAUCGUCUGGUGGAAUGUGGUUCGUGCGUAGCGACAAAUCCAGCCACGAGCAGAAUUACCGGGGAGGAGGCGAUAGAUCCGAAGCAGCACCUUACGAUAAAGCUUAAGAAAUUGUUUCAAGACGUCGAAGUACAAUCCAAAGCACAUAUGAAAGAGAAGUUCCUGGCGGAUUUACGGAAGGCUCGUGAGACCUACUCGGGUGAAGAACUUUCGAAAGCUUUGAACAACAUGCGGAAGCGAUUAGACGACCCGAACGUUUUAUCCGGGGAAGUCGUUCUAAACGUGCUCAUCUCGUUCCGCGAGAUACAGGAUUACGAUGCGAUGGUGCAGUUAGUCGGUGAUCUGAGAACGAUACCGACUCACAAGAAUUACAUCAACACACCGGCCAUUCGGUAUUUAUACGCGUUCGCUUUGAAUCGACGAAAUAAAGAGGGUGAUAGAGAAAGGGCGUUGAAAGUUAUAGAAAAGGCAUUGGAGAAGAAAGAGAAUCAUGUCCCUGAUAUGUUGUGCCUUUGCGGGAGAAUAUAUAAAGAUAAAUUCGUAGAGAGCAGGCAUACCGAUGAAGAGAGUUUGAAAAACGCGAUUCAUUGGUACAGGAAAGGUUUCGAAGUUCAACCGAAUGAGUACGCUGGAAUAAACUUGGCAACGUUACUGGUGAUAGCAGGAAACGAGUUUUCAAAGAGCGAGGAAUUGCAACAUAUAGGCAUGGUGUUGAACAAUUUGAUCGGGAAGAAAGGUAGCUUGUCUAGCUUGAAGGAUUACUGGGACGUCGCCACGUUCUUUGAGAUCAGCGUACUUGCUGCGGACUAUUCGAAGGCUAUUCAAGCGGCCGAGUGUAUGUUCAAGCUGAAGCCACCAAACUGGUACCUGAAAUCGACAAUAGGCAACAUAUCGCUGAUAAAUAGGUUUCGUAAAAAGAAUGAGGAAGCCGAGGUUUCGCCAGAGGAGCAAAUAUUUAGUUUUUGGAUGGACUACUUUGUCGAAGCUACGAAAUCGGAAGUUGGAGAUAGUAUACGGUUUCCACUAUUAGUGUUGGAGCCGACGAAGAUCUUGAUGCCAAGCUACGUAAACGUUAAUCUAGGAGCGGAGGAGAAAUCGGUGCAAAUAUGGAACUUGUGCCUGGACUAUAUGAAGAGCAGUUGCAAACAGGUUCACGAUUGGUUGUUCACCGCGAACAUGAUACGCAGCGUGAGUCUGUACAAAAGAGACGAACGCUGCCUCUUUUUAUACGUCCAUCAGAACUCGGACGAUUUCCAAAUGUAUUUCCCGUCCGUUCAAUGCAGACAAAGGUUUUACGAUCUGAUUCUGGAGAUGACGAGAGAUGAGGAGGGUAUGGUUGCCGAUUUGGACGCGUACAUGACCGACGACAGAAUGAAGUUCGAAUACGAGCUGGACGAUCAAAACAAGCGAAUAAUGCUUGGCAAAGGAACAUACGGUGUCGUCUUUGCUGCUCGAGACUUGAACACACAAGUUAGAAUUGCCGUGAAGGAGAUCCGCGAGCGAAAUCUAGGGGACGUACAACCUCUACACGAAGAAAUUAAAUUGCACAGUCAGUUGAGGCACAGAAACAUCGUGCAGUAUUUGGGUUCCGUGAGCGAGGAUGGAUAUUUCAAAAUUUUUAUGGAACAAGUACCUGGAGGUAAACGAGGAACAUUAGACAGUACGAGGAACAGUAUACAGUCACUGAUCUCGUAUUGGUUUUUUUUUUUAGGUAGUCUUUCUGCUUUGUUAAGGUCGAAGUGGGGCCCUUUGAAAGAAAACGAAUCCACGAUCGCGUAUUAUACUAAACAGAUCUUAGAAGGUCUCAAAUACCUCCACGAUCAAAAAAUUGUUCAUCGAGAUAUCAAAGGUGAUAAUGUUUUAGUGAAUACGUACAGCGGCGUUGUAAAAAUCUCAGACUUCGGCAUGUCGAAACGACUGGCUGGUUUGUGCCCGAGCACCGAAACGUUUACGGGAACAUUGCAAUACAUGGCACCGGAAGUUAUCGACAAGGGACAACGUGGAUAUGGAGCGCCCGCAGAUAUCUGGUCUCUUGGUUGCACAAUCGUUGAAAUGGCAACUGGCAAACCACCGUUCAUCGAAUUAGGCUCACCUCAAGCUGCAGUUUUCAAGGUUGGAUAUUACAAAAUACAUCCGGAAAUUCCAUCGGAAUUAUCGGAGAGAGCAAAGAAUUUUAUACUGCGCUGUUUCGAGCCAAACCCGGACAUAAGAGCAACCGCGGCGGAACUAUUGGAGGAUCCAUUUUUAAACGAGAAGAAGAAAAGUAGUCGAUUGGUGGCACCGCCGGAUUUCAGUAGAAGCAUUUCGGUACCCGCUGACAGGAUCGAACGUCUGGGGAAAUCGGACAAAACGAAUAACAAUCAUAUCGUUUCGGCUUCGCCGAUUCAUACUUCGCAGUCGGACGAUAGCGGAGGGUUGACAAAGUCUAGCCCGCUAAGGGAGCGCAGUCCAGCACACCUACUGUCUCCCAUCAGAAUGCCCGCUGCAACCCUUUCUUUUAACAGUACGAUAGGAAAUACACCGUCCAUAGAAACCAGCGAGUCCGAUACAGCGGGAGCUUCGAUGACUAGAAGGAGUUCCUCCGGCGGCUUGUUGUCGCCGGAGGUUGAAUUAGGAGGUCAACCCGGCCAAAAGACUGGCGAGGAACAAGAAGGUUUCUAUCUAUUGAAGAAAGAUAGUCAAAGAAGAAUGACGUUAACGAGAGUCCUCACUCAGGACGAGGCGAAGAUAUGCGAAGUAUGGAUGAGAAGCAUACAUCAAGCAGAGGGACAAACCGUUCUGAAGAUGAAUCAUUUAGUAUUAUUAAUGCGCGCAUUGAGAGACUACAUCGCGGAGCAAAAUCAGGAAGUAAUCGUGACGGCCAUCAGAACUCUGAAGGAGGAACUAGACUUUGAUUCCACCGCGAUUAAUCACCUCAAUGUGGCUAUUUGUCUGUUUCAAACGGCGGUAAACGAGGUUCUACGAAUGCACAGUAUCAAGCCUCAUUGGAUGUUCGCGCUGGACAAUUUAGUGAGAAACGCGGUUCAGACCGCUAUCACUGUCCUCUCUCCGGAACUCGGUGCCAAUUUACUUGGUCAAGAUCGCAUGCAAACCGGUGGCCAGGGUCCGGAGGAGGGGUCCACGUCCGGUGUGUCGAACUCCGUCAAUUCCGUGAAAUCGCAGAAAACCGGCGAUUCUUUAGAUAACAAAUACUGGAAAGAGUACCGGGAUCAGAUGGGAGAAUUUAAAAUGGAAAACAUGAAACUGCUUCAAGAGUUGAUCGAGAAUCAAAGGUCGUAUCAAGCCCUGUUACAACAGGUUCUCGAGGAGCAAAGAGCGCAGGUCAGCACCCUGACCAGGCUUUGCGAGAAUAUAAACAGACGUACUAUGAGACAAGAAUCGGGAUACAAUUCGACGGUACUUGGAAAUACACCGUCGCAACAGGUUUCGUUGAUAGUCACUGACACCCCUUCGAGUACAACUUCGUGUAUCGAUCAAGCUCUGGUUGAUUGGCUGAAGUAUACGGUUCAGAUAGAUGAAAUGACGAUAGAAAGGUUCGUAUAUGAGCAAUAUACAUUAGAAGAUGUAUUGAACCACGUUACACGCGACGAUAUUCGCAGACUUAAUCUCAGAGGUGGAAUCGAGUUGAGGAUAUGGCAGGCUAUAUUGAAGCACCGAGAGAGUUGUCCAUUAUAGUGAUCGGGACGAAUUUACAUCGUGGUCGAAUUCAUGCAGGGUAAAAUGUUCGUAGGACGUGGCUACGUUAACAAAAUCAUUCAGAUAUUUAAUUUCAAUUGAAAUGCCUAUGGUCGUUUGUCAGAGUAUUGUCGGUGAGGUGAGUUUACGCGGGGAGUUUCAAGUGCACAAUGAUAUUAUUAGUUUAUCUCGUAGUUCCUAAACGUAGAGUAUUUACGGGUUACAAAACGUGUACAUACGACAAACUCGGUUUCGAAAGUCCACACACAAGCCCCCUGAAAGUGUAUUUAACAUUUUUUACAUUGUAUAGAAAUCGAUCAAUAUUGUUACACCGUUUUAUGCAGAGUUAUGUAUACUUGGAAACCACGAAUAUCACUCGUUGAUCCUGCCAAGUUUAAACAAAUUACGAUUGUUAAUUGUCUAAAGAGAUUUAAAUUCGACGUCUGUACGAAUUUUCGAUACGGUUACUGCCAGAUUAAAAUUAAUAACAUUAGGAAAAUACGUCCGCGCAAAUUUUCGUGUUCCAAGAAGCGUAGAACGGCUUCACUUUGCAUAAUCAUCGAAAGAAUCGUUUAAUUAACUGAUGAUCAGACAAACCUAGUGCCUUAAAGACCAGUGUAAUAGUACAAGAGAAAGAUAUAUAUUUAUUAUUUGCAAAUUGUAUGAAUGUUUUCUAUAUUUUUGAGAAGAGAUAUAUCUAAUCGUGGAAAACACUUGUUUGAAGAGUUCUUGUGUAUAUAUUACAAAUUGCCUCUUAUCAAUUGUUUGUUAACUGUACGCCUCAAGAUUUAUGAAAUUUUUGUAGGUAAGAAUUUUUACAUAGUCGCUUUGUAAACGAGUUUCUGUUUUCCCGAAGAACUCGUGCUUCCUCUGUACACUUGGCGUAGAAUAGGAUCGCGUUUUCUAAUACUUCCACUGAUUCAACUUCCAUCGCAAUAACGCAGCAUAAUCAAGCCAGUCAAUUAAAAUCAUGUGCCUAAUUGUAUCAGGGAUAUGCGUGUCGUUUAUAUUGAAGAUAGUUAGGAGAUCGAAUAUACCUGCCACCCACAGAUAUUAUAUAAUUUAAAAUUCGCGUCGAAAGUAAUUUUCUACUUGGAUCUCGGUCCCCUAAUUGUUUUCAUAGCAUAUUAACAAUAUAGAAUCUAUCUGUUUGUUCGAGAAUGGUUUCGAAAUAUUUUCGAUUGAAACGAUUAACGGAUCUCGUCUCGAACGCGUACGCGUCGCUUUAUCGUUAAAAUGUUUUUUUCACGUUGCUGUUUUCACUCAUUGUCAGUGUACUCAAUAAGUUUAAAUAAAAAGUGCUGCAUCAGCGAUCUGACAA
This is a messenger RNA of Ceratina calcarata, 5782 nucleotides long. RefSeq names its product apoptotic signal-regulating kinase 1 (gene Ask1). The coding region runs from base 307 to 4461 and encodes 1384 amino acids. NCBI's taxonomy places the organism in Eukaryota, Metazoa, Arthropoda, Insecta, Hymenoptera, Apidae. The transcript is spliced from 22 exons. The record is from RefSeq and is a predicted model, not a curated record. Gene Ontology annotation, molecular function: protein kinase activity; protein binding; ATP binding. Gene Ontology annotation, biological process: MAPK cascade; protein phosphorylation.